Calidris pugnax (ruff) is the source of this 2800-nucleotide messenger RNA. RefSeq names its product platelet-activating factor acetylhydrolase. The transcript is spliced from 5 exons. Lineage: Eukaryota; Metazoa; Chordata; Aves; Charadriiformes; Scolopacidae. The coding region runs from base 992 to 1552 and encodes 186 amino acids. Gene Ontology annotation, molecular function: 1-alkyl-2-acetylglycerophosphocholine esterase activity. The record is from RefSeq and is a predicted model, not a curated record.
UUCCAAGCAUAGAAUCGACCUUUAAAAUAUGGGAGUGUUUUCUUCCAGCUAAGGACAACUCAGCCGGGGAGGCGUUUAUCUCCCUGGGCCAUACAGACAGCAGGACAAGUGUCAUUUCCUAUGUGCAUACAACAUCCUACUUACGAGUCUAAAUACAACGUAUCUGAGCUUGCAAACAACCUCCAGAAGCCAUUACCAGCAAAUUUCGCUAGUAGAGAAGUCAGGAAAUAGAGAUUUAGUUGAAAUUCUGUGAUGCACAGAACAUCUUGCUGGCUGCCUACACACUGCAGUUCUCAAGGACCGUUCUUUGGUUCUUUUUGAAGCUUUUCUUUUACUAAAAUAUCAAAAUCAAAACUACUUCUUAUACCAAACAAUGAAAACCUUUAUUUACAACAGGUUUAGUACAGUUUUCAAGAAUGUGUAUAAAUAUACAAUGGGAAGGGCUUCUUGGUUCUUUCUUAUUUUGGGUUUAUCCGGUGUAAAGACAGUUUCAAAGCUAUCAUGCAGAUGGGGCAAGUGAUGUAAUGACAUUUGCUCAUCAGUGUGAGCAUGAGGAGGAGCCACAAGUCAGCCUUCCUUGUAGUUGUGCAACUUAAGCCUUUGUACAUCCCAACAACUCCUUCUCCAAGUGAGGAAGGUCUUUGGCACGUGUUGUAGUGAUAAAUUCCUCCACGUGCAGAGGAUCUACACAAGAGCUUCGACUCUUUGGACCUCCAGAGGUCAGUUUUGUUGUUAGUCAGACCUCGUCCGAGUUCCAUUUCACAGUUCCCAUUCUGCAGUUCAGAAUAGUCAUUAUUGUAUCAGGCAUUUAUGGGGGGGGAAAAAAUGAGAGUAAAUCUUGUGUGCAAAGGGCCAGCAAGCCUAGCAGCUGUCUGAGAAUUCCUUCCACUGCUCUGACCCCACUUCUCUUUCUCCCCAGGUGCAGCAAAGAGCGCAGGAGUGUAUCAAAGCUCUCAAUCUCAUUCUUAAAAUCAAUUCAGGAGAGGAAGUGAUGAAUGUACUAAAUUCAAACUUUGACUGGAAUAGCCUAAAAGAUUCUGUUGAUACUAGCAGAAUAGCUGUGAUGGGACACUCUUUUGGUGGUGCUACAGUUAUUGAGAGUCUCAGCAAAGAAAUAAGAUUCAGGUGUGGCAUUGCCCUCGAUGCAUGGAUGCUUCCAGUAGGUGAUGACAUUUACCAAAACAGCGUCCAGCAACCGCUGCUUUUUAUCAACUCUGAAAAAUUCCAGUGGGCUGAUAAUAUCUUAAAGAUGAAGAAACUCAGCUCCAACGAUGCAAACAAGAAAAUGAUCACUAUCAAGGGGUCAGUGCAUCAGAGCUUUCCUGACUUCACCUUUGUGAGCGGAGGACUCAUUGGAAGAUUCUUCAAAUUAAAAGGAGAAAUAGAUCCAAAUGAAGCUAUUGAUAUCAGCAAUCAUGCUUCAUUAGCCUUCCUGCAGAAACACUUGAAUCUCAAGAAAGAUUUCGAUAAGUGGGAUUCUCUUGUGGAUGGCAUAGGACCCAAUGUUAUUCCUGGAACCAAUAUUGACUUAUCUCCAGCUGAACCUGAAUAAAGAAUACAAAAAAGUACUGAAAAUGCCACAGACAUCAGGACACUAAUGUUGGCCAGACAUUGCUCCGACACGUGAUAGUAUUGGCCACCUACACAGCUUUUGGGGUGUGGAACAAGAAAAUAAAGAUAAGACAUUAGGUUACAUUAUCUUGAAAAUAUAGAGAGGUUUUAGUUCAAAUGAAUUUGUGGGAUUCUUUGAAAUACUGCAACAGGGUAACUUCUGCUUUGGAGGCAGCUGGGGGGAAAAAAAAAUCACUGGAUGGCAAUUUAAAUGCUUUUUCUGGUUUUGACUUAAAAUCAAGUUUGCAGAGAGAUUAAGCUGCAAGGAAUUCAACUAAAAUUCUGCUUACCAAGCUUGAAGUCAGUUCACAUCCAGCAAGCUUUUUUUGCAGUGUAAGAAAAAAAAUAUAUCUUUAAGUUGUUACUAAACUACCUAGUAUUUCAGCUGUGCUCUGACAACAGCUGAGAGUUGGAGCAGGUUUUUGCUCCUUCUAGUCAGAGAGGUGCCAGCAGAAGGUGGUCUUCAAAACUGUCUUAUUUUAAUAAAAGUCACAGUGAAAGCCACAGGAAAUAGUUUAAGAUAACAGCUGAGAAAAGUGUUUGUUCAGACACAGGACUUCUCAUAUGAACUUAAUCCACUUAACAUUUAAGAUCUGUGUUUAUUGCCAUACUCAGAGGAUGUUUCCAUUCCAAAAGCUGCUGAAAUGAUCACUCUUGUUGUAGUAACUGUAAUUCCCCUUCGGCAAAGCUCCAAGUAGCACCUCUGGUUAAUCUCUCUAUUACCACUAUCACUCAGUCCUACUGUUAUAGGUGAAAUCACAGAAAUGAUGUGUCACUUCUACCACUCCUUUUAAAAAGGACUAUGGAAGCAUUGCUCAAUCAUCUUGAUGUCUCUCAUGGUGUUCAGACUCUCAUCUUUGUCCAGGUACCAGCACUGCUGUCUGUAUCUGUCAGUAGAAGCAGCUGAUUUGUGGUUGGCUAAAGAAGGUUCUAAUUUUUAGAACAAAACUCUUCGAAGCUGCCACACGGAAGGGUGACUUCUAACUGAAUCAGCCUCGCAGAAGCGGGACUACUUCUAACUGUAGCCUGUUUGUUUCAAAAUCAGGUUACAAACAAAACUGAAGCAAGUGGAACAAGCAAAGCAGUUAACAGUGUAAUUAAGUAUUUAUAUUAUAUGUGAUCUUAACCUGAGAUUGCAACAACACCCAAGACAUGUUUUUCAGAAUUGAAUUAAAUUCUAUCCAGCCUA